GGAGGGGAAGUGAAGUAUCCGCCUCGGUUGGCUGCAGCAAGAAGCGCCCCUUGAGGCGGUGAAGGAGUCGGUGGGAGAACCUGAAGGAAGCAGAGUCGGGGAGGGGGGGAAAGACCAGACGACGUCACCAGCCCCCCCACCCUACCAGCCUCCCCCUCACCGUCUGAGCCGCCUGUCAAAACGGCGCUGUUCAGGACACGAGAAGCGGUUCCCUCAGCACAAGAUGGAGGCAGCCUGAGCCACGGCGACAUCCACACGCUGUUUUGCUCAUCUGUCUAGGUCCUUCACACAUCGGAGUUCUGCCUCUGGCAAAGGAGGAAUGGCUUUCAGUAAAGGAUACCGUAUCUAUCAUAAAUUGGACCCACCACCAUUCAGUGUGAUAGUGGAAGCCAGAAACAAGGAAGAAUGCCUUUUGUUUGAGUCUGGAGCUGUGGCUGUUCUCUCAUCUGCAGAGAAAGAGGCAAUCAAGAACAUGUACUCCAAGGUAAUGGAUGCAUAUGGACUUCUAGGUGUAUUAAGGUUAAAUCUUGGAGACACACUGCUACAUUACCUAGUUCUUGUCACAGGAUGUAUGUCUGUGGGAAAGAUUCAAGAUUCUGAAGUUUUUCGUGUUACUUCCACCGAUUUAAUAUCACUGCGAAUUGAUCCAUCUGAUGAAGAACGCAUCUCUGAAGUGCGCAAAGUUUUGAACUCAGGAAACUUUUAUUUUGCGUGGUCUUCUGCUGGGGUCAGUUUAGAUCUUAGUCUUAAUGCCCACCGUAGCAUGCAAGAACAAAGCACUGAUAACAGGUUCUUCUGGAACCAGUCGCUGCACUUGCAUCUGAAACAUUAUGGUGUGAAUUGUGAUGAUUGGUUGUUACGCCUCAUGUGUGGGGGUGUAGAGAUUCGAACAAUUUAUGCGGCACAUAAACAGGCAAAGGCUUGCAUUAUUUCUCGACUGAGCUGUGAACGAGCUGGAACCAGAUUUAACGUUAGAGGAACAAAUGAUGAUGGUCACGUAGCCAAUUUUGUUGAAACUGAGCAGGUGAUAUUCCUUGAUGAAUGUGUGUCAUCGUUUAUACAAAUUCGUGGAUCUGUUCCGUUAUUUUGGGAGCAACCUGGCUUACAAGUGGGAUCUCAUCGUGUCAGAAUGUCAAGAGGAUUUGAAGCAAAUGCACCUGCCUUUGAUAGGCAUUUUCAUACCCUUAAAAACAUAUAUGGGAAGCAAAUAAUUGUCAAUCUCCUUGGGUCAAAAGAAGGAGAGCAUAUGCUUAGCAAAGCAUUUCAGAGCCAUUUGAAAGCAUCUGAACAUGCUAAUGACAUCCAAAUGGUGAAUUUUGAUUAUCAUCAAAUGGUCAAAGGUGGAAAAGCAGAAAAGCUACAUAGUAUUCUUAAGCCACAGAUCCAGAAAUUCUUAGAGUGUGGUUUUUUUUACUUUGAUGGAAAGGAAAUUCAAAGGUAUCAGAGUGGUACUGUCAGAACAAACUGUUUGGACUGCCUGGAUAGAACAAACAGUGUACAGGCAUUCAUUGGCUUAGAGAUGCUAACCAAACAGCUGGAGAUUUUAGGUUUAGCUGAAAAACCACAAUUGGUUACUCGGUUCCAGGAAGUUUUUCGGUCUAUGUGGUCUGUUAAUGGUGACUCGGUCAGUAAAAUAUAUGCUGGAACUGGAGCUCUUGAAGGAAAAGCAAAGGCUGGAAAGCUGAAGGAUGGUGCACGUUCUGUGACCAGAACAAUUCAAAAUAACUUUUUUGAUAGCUCCAAGCAGGAAGCUAUUGACGUUUUGUUGUUGGGGAAUACCUUGAAUAGUGAUUUAGCAGACAAAGCACGGGCUCUCUUAACCACCAGCAGUUUACGUGUUUCAGAACAGGCAUUGCAAUCAGCAUCAGCAAAGAUACUGAAGAGUAUGUGUGAGAACUUUUAUAAGUAUUCAAAACCAAAAAAAAUUCGAAUUUGUGUUGGAACAUGGAAUGUCAAUGGUGGAAAGCAAUUUCGAAGUAUUGCCUUUAGAAAUCAAACAGUCACUGAUUGGCUUCUAGACGCACCAAAACUUUCUGGCAUCAGUGAAUUCCAAGAUCGAAGGAGCAAGCCUAUUGAUAUCUUUGCUAUUGGAUUUGAAGAAAUGGUAGAGCUAAAUGCAGGAAAUAUUGUGAGUGCAAGUACUACCAAUCAAAAGUUGUGGGCUGCUGAAUUACAGAAGACAAUCUCACGAGAUUACAAAUAUGUUCUGCUGGCUUCAGAACAAUUGGUGGGCGUCUGUCUUUUCAUAUUUAUCAGACCUCAGCAUGCACCAUUUAUCAGAGAUGUUGCGGUUGAUACUGUGAAGACUGGCAUGGGAGGAGCCACUGGUAAUAAGGGUGCAGUAGCUAUUCGAAUGUUGUUCCAUACCUCUAGUCUUUGCUUUGUAUGCAGCCAUUUUGCUGCAGGACAGUCACAAGUCAAAGAGAGGAAUGAAGAUUUCAUAGAAAUUUGUCGGAAACUAAGCUUCCCAAUGGGAAGACUGCUUUUUUCCCAUGAUUAUGUAUUCUGGUGUGGUGACUUUAAUUAUCGUAUAGAUCUUCCUAAUGAAGAAGUGAAGGAACUAAUUCGGCAGCAGAACUGGGAUUCUCUUCUGGCUGGAGAUCAGCUUAUCAAUCAGAAAAAUGCUGGGCAGGUGUUCAGAGGUUUUUUAGAAGGAAAAAUAGCCUUUGCCCCUACAUACAAAUAUGAUUUAUUUUCGGAUGACUAUGAUACUAGUGAAAAAUGUCGCACACCAGCCUGGACAGAUCGUGUGCUGUGGAAAAGAAGAAAAUGGCCUUUUGAUCGAUCAGCGGAAGAUAUGGAUCUUCUGAAUUCCAGUUUUCAUGAUGAAAGUAAACUUCUUUACACCUGGAGUCCUGGAACUUUGUUGUAUUAUGGAAGGGCAGAGCUGAAAACAUCUGAUCAUAGGCCUGUUGUUUCACUGGUUGAUAUAGAUAUCUUUGAAGUUGAUGCAGAAGAGCGGCAAAAAAUUUACAAGGAAGUGAUUGCAGUGCAAGGACCACCAGAUGGCACAAUAAUGGUUUCCAUAAAAGGGUCUUCGUCAGAAGAGAACUAUUUUGAUGACACUUUGAUUGAUGAACUACUUCAAAAUUUUGCAACUUAUGGUGAAGUUAUACUUAUAAGAUUUGUGGAUGACAAAAUGUGGGUGACAUUUUUGGAAGGGAGCUCUGCUUUGAACGUUCUGAACUUGAAUGGUAUUGAGCUUCUUGGGAAAACAAUUAACAUUAAUCUGAAAAGCCCAGAUUGGAUGAAGAGCUUAGAAGAAGAGAUUGAUUUGGAGAAAGUUAAUUUUGGACUGCCUUCGUCAACAAGUUCUACUUUGCUUUGUGAAGAUGCAGACGUUUCUGCAGACUACGAUAUGGAAGGUGAUAUUGAUGACUACAGUGCUGAAGUAGAAGAAAUCCUUCCUCAGCACUUGCAGCUGGCAGCAGGUUCUUGUCUUGGAGCUUCACCUGGCUCUUCACCUCGUUCAAGCCCCUGCCAGUCACCUACACUGUCAGAUGGACCCCCUCUAUCAAGGCCAAGCAGAACACCUAGCAAGACUCCUGGGCCUCCCAUAUCUUCUCAAGGUUCUCCAAUUGAUUUUCAACCAAUUUCCCAACAAAGAGAGUCUACUCAGGGUUUAGAACCCAAACGUCCACCUCCGCCUCGUCCAGUAGCACCUCCGCCUCGUCCUGCUCCACCUCAGAGGCCACCUCCACCAUCAGGGGGUAAGAGUCCUGCACCUGCUAGAAAGGAAUUUGGAGGUGUUGGUGCCCCUCCCAGCCCUGUUGUAGCUAGGAGAGAAGAAGCUCAAAAAAGCCCUGGACUACAAAGGAGAGAGAUAGUUCAUAGUCAGUCACCAACUGGAUUAACAAGCAUAGGAACUUCGGCACCCAGUACUUGUAGACCGACUAUUCCUCCUCGAGCUGGAGUAAUUAGUGCACCACUAAGCCAUGCCCGUUCACCUGUGGAAAGACAAACACCUGAACUCCAACCCAAACCUGCAGAACCACAAAAAGGGUCCCCUGUGCUUCCUGAACCACUUAAGCCACAGACUGCAGUUCCUGUUCAUCCCACCAUUCAGCCACCUUCAGUCCUAAAGAUGCAGGAUCCUCUGAUUCCUAUGACAGCAUCAUCUCAAACAAUUUCCCCCCAAAACCUGGAAGCACCACCACAACCUCCCCCUCGUAGCAGAUCAUCCCAAAAUUUGCCUUCUGAACCCAUUCCUUCACAGAAACAAAUUAAAGCAAAUGGAGUUCAAGCCUUUCAGCUGGAAAUAAAGCAAAAUAAUGAUCCUUUUGAAGAUCUGUCCCUUCGCUCUCUUUCUGCAUCCAAGAUUCAGUCAACAGUUCAAAUAUCACCAGUUGAACCUUUGAGCCAAAAGGAAAUGUCAACGUUGCUUUCUGCAACAGACAAUUUUAAUACUUUGAGUAAUGUAAAUUGCAUGCCAGCAAUGCCACUUACAAUGUAUAAUAAAUCUGAUGUGCAGAUGCAUACUUCUCCAAAUCCUUUUGCUACCAGAGUAAAUAGCACAAAUCCAUUCCCUGAACAAACUACAAAUGCUGGAAACCCAUUUAGAAUAGAAUCUGGAGUGACUUCACAUUGCUCAAUAGAAGGACAUGCAGCUUAUCCUUUCCUUCCCCUAAAGCCUCCUGGUAGUCAUAAAGGCAAGCCUGCAUUUUAUGCCAAUACAUUUCAAGAAAAUUUCAGUCUGCAGAGUACAUCUUCUAUAACUAACAAUGUAAAAUCAAAAGGAUGGGUCACUUUUGAUGAAGAGGACUUGGUGCUGAAGCUAAAACCACUGGAUAAUCCUACAGAAUUAAGAGGUAGUUCCAUGGAAGCAACAUAUUUCCCAAGUUCCCUGAGCACUGAACAAAAUCUCUUUGGCUCAAAUGAUUCCAUUUACAGUGACUGGAACCAAAGUGCUGAUUCUCUUCAUCCAUUGCCAGCCAGACCUGCACCGGCCCCUCCUAUACCAUCCAGGACAACAAGUACCAAAUCAGCUACAGACCCUCUCUCUUCCCUGGCAACUAAGAUUUUGUCCACACAAGAUUGUACUAAAAGAUAAGUUCUUUAAAAUGAGAUAUUAAGUUAUUUUUAAGAAUAUCUAGUAGAAUUGGGCAUUGAUGUAAUUCUAUGUGCAAUAAUUAUUUUGCUGAAUGCACUGAAUCUUAAAUAUCAGUAGUCAUUAUGUACAGAUGUUAAAGAUGUGGAUAUAUGAUAAUGCACAAAGUUAAUUCCAUAAGAGAUCUCACUAUGCCACUUCUAAUAGGGCACAAUGAAGGGAAAGUUAUGCAUACUUAAGACCCAUUAAAUCCAUAGGGCUCCAGUAUCAAAUUAGGCGUUUCCUUCUGUUAAUGCCAAUCAAGUGGGCAAGCAUUGCUUUCUCUUAGUGUUGCACAUAAUUGUUUUUCGUACAGAAAAAUGUAAAGAUUGUUUGGAGUAUCUGACUGAUGGAGAAUCUAUCAUCACUUCCAAUAGCUGGUAUAUUUAUUAAGUAUUUUACCAAAGAACUUUCAAAGUUUAAAGAGAAUAAGUUGCACCAGAGGUUUUUGAAGAUUUGGAGCAGUGUAUUCCAUACAACUUGAGUCAAAACAAACCUGUGUAAAAUAAGCAACAUGUAUUGUCUUAUUUUGCCUGUGACUGCAUACAUAUUUUGCAUACAUGGGAAAUGCUAUAUUUAACAUCACAAAAUAAAUUUAUUAUUCCAGUUUCAUUAAACUUCAGUUCUGGACAUGAUUUGUACUAAAGAACUUUCCCAUUCUAAGUUCAUGUAAAAGGAUUAAUCAUUCCUGUUUGAUUUCAAGUGUCUUUUUUAUGUGAAGUCUCUCCUGUAUGUGAAGAUCCAGGAUAAAUAAUCAGAUAUGUGGUCCAUAUAUUUCAAGUACAUUUUGCUCAGCUUCUUCUCUCAUUAUGUAAAAUAGUACUAUAUCUCAAACUGGACUUCACAGAACAAAUGUUUUGCCAAUUAUUGCUGUUCUGGUCUGUCAAGCUUUUGGGGUAUGUUGUUGUAUCUUUACCCACAGACCAAAGCUUCAAUAGUACAUGGUUUAUUGAGGCUGAUUUGCUCACAGCUUUGAAAACUUGAAGAUUACCUGUAUCCCAUUUUUUAAAUGAAUGUUGGUAUCAUGAAGGAAGCUUAGUUUUUAGUUCCUUCACUUGUUCAUAAUACCAUUGCUAUUUAUAUUGCUUUCUUUUUUAACUGAUGAAAGAUCUUAAAGACUAGCCUUGACCUAUAUGUCUACUCUUAUUGACUCAGGUUUCUGGAUUGAUCCUAAAAAGCUCUGAAUAGAGUACUGAAAGAGUAUUUGCCACCUCCCUUUCUCAGCAAACCCUCAGGAACCACAUGGGAUACAGCCUGCAGAAUAUAUCAAUGCAAAAUCAAUAGAAAUCCCACCCACUUUCUGUCACCCAGCAGAGAAAUAUUACUGAGGGAGAGUGAUGUAUUCCACAAAUUCCUUCAUAAUGUGCAUCAUAUUAUUCCCAAAGGUUCCUCUAGCUUGAACGGCAUCUUUUCAUGGCCUAUGAUAGGAUAGGUGAGGCAGCAAAAAAACACUUGCAUGAAUUCAUUUCCUUUGCCAUUCUAUAGUAUUCUGUUCUGGUGGGAUCUAUAAGGGAAACAUCACAUCUUAACAUUCCACUGAGCAGCAAAAGUAAAGUUCUAAAAUUAUACAAGUAUCUUUAUAUAAAUCACUUAUCUAAAAAUGCACAACCAGUAACUGCAGUUGACUAAAGAACAUAACUUCCAUAUUGUGCUUUUACAGUUAAGUUCUUUUAAAAGUACUUGUACAUCUUAAACAACAGUAGUACUAUAAAUCUUGUUCUUUAGUAUGUGACUUAACUAGUUAAAGCUCUGGAUAUUGACCUCUAUGUGAGUGUGCUUUAAUAUAUAUCUUAUGUUAGCAAAUCAGUUUUGUUUUGGAAAGUUUGUGCAAAAAUACAGUUCAGUGAUAUGUAGUCCUUUUUCAUAAUUUAAAAUGUAGGUCCCAACACCAUUACUGGAUUACAAAAUUUGAUAGGCAAGUAUGGCAAAAGUUGAAACAAAACAACUGCAAGCAUAAGAUGUUAACCAUUGUAAUGUGUAUUGUUAAAAGGUAAUUAUUAGCAGAGUCUAAACUAUCAAUUAUAUAUAAAAAGCUAUAUAUUUUCAUGGAGUGUGUUCCCUGUGACAAAUUGCUUUAUUAAUUUGUAACAGCUUACUGCUUGUGGUACAUUGUCAGACUGUAUCCAUUACAGAACUAUAGUAUUAACUUGUUGGGCUACAAUAUUCCAUACAUAUCCUGUGAAAUGUGAUGUUAAUGAAAUAAAUAUACUCUUCUUUCAGAA
Heteronotia binoei (common prickly gecko) is the source of this 7308-nucleotide messenger RNA. It is a transcript of the gene SYNJ1, whose product is annotated as synaptojanin 1. Gene Ontology annotation, biological process: phosphatidylinositol dephosphorylation; brain development; synaptic vesicle endocytosis. Gene Ontology annotation, cellular component: presynapse; perinuclear region of cytoplasm. The transcript has 32 exons. Lineage: Eukaryota; Metazoa; Chordata; Lepidosauria; Squamata; Gekkonidae. The coding region runs from base 320 to 5050 and encodes 1576 amino acids. Gene Ontology annotation, molecular function: phosphatidylinositol-4,5-bisphosphate 5-phosphatase activity; RNA binding. The record is from RefSeq and is a predicted model, not a curated record.